GACGCACUUUCGUUGGCGGGGGAUUUCUGCAGCCUGCAGCACUAACAUCGCUGCGAAUCGGUAGAUUGCAGAGAAGAUGGUGGGAUCUUCAGCUCUUCUCCAGCGCCAGGCCUUCUGUGGCAGCAGCUCAGCAAUUGGCCGUGGCAAUGGAUCCCGCCUGAACGCUCUGUUCAAGGGAGGCACUAAGCAGCUGAAGAAGGCCACAGCCCCGGUCAAAAGGGCCGUCGCUACUCCCAUCAAGAAGGCUGUUCCCAAGACUUCGGUGGGAACCCAGCGCGUCGGCAAGAGGAAGGGCAGCGGUGGUGGUGACGCCCUGUGGCUCCCCAACACCGAGAGGCCAGCCUGGUUGGAUGGAUCUUUGCCGGGAGACAGAGGGUUCGACCCCUUGGGGCUAUCAUCGCCACAAGAUUACCUUCAGGUGGGCAUCGACCAGCUUGACCAGAACAAGGCAGUCAACAAGGCAGGCGCCAUUGUUGGCAAGUUCGCGGCCCCCAAGACCAAGAUCAGCGACACUGCCCUCCAGCCGUACGACGAGGUGUUCGGCCUCCAGCGCUUCCGCGAGACAGAGCUCAUCCACGGGCGGUGGGCCAUGCUCGGCGCACUCGGAGUGCUCGUUGCAGAGGCCUCCACUGGCGUCUCCUGGGUGGACGCUGGAAAGGUGGAGCUGGACGGUGCCCAGUACCUGGGCUUCAGCCUGCCCUUCUCCAUCAGCCAGCUGGUGUGGAUUGAGGCCAUCCUUGUGGGUGGCGCCGAGAUCUACCGCAACCGCGAGCUUGAGCCCCAGGCUCGCAUCUACCCCGGCGGCUACUUCGACCCCUUGGGUCUGGCCACCGGCGACGACGCGCGCGCCUUCAAGCUGAAGGAGGCAGAGCUCAAGCACGGCCGCUUGGCGAUGAUUGCCUUCCUGGGCUUUGGCGUCCAGGCUCUGGCCACCGGCCAGGGCGCCCUCGGCUCCCUCGCCAAGUUCGCCAGCAGCUUUGCCCCCGAGCUUGUAGAGGACAUCGAGAAGGCCGCAGGUGUCAUCUAGAUUGCUGAACGCUCCUAGUAGCAGCAACUGCUGACCAGGGUGUGACCAGGGUGUGCAUUAUGCCCAGACAUGCGCAUCAACAAUGCGAAUGCCGCUGCAUUCAUUGUGGUUCUUGCCACAGCCCCUGCUGCGGUUGCAGUCAUUCUGGCACUUAGUUCAUUUAGUGAACUUUGUUGGCUCCUCAGAUUUGAGCAUUGACAGCUCUUUUCUUCCCAGGAGGUCGUUUGAUUGCUUGCCAAAUGUAUCUAUGUGGUGUCGCUGCAUUGCCGGCCUUGCCCACACGAGAAGAGAAUAGAAGCAAUGAUGGAGGACAAUGGUUGUAGGAUGGUAGUCAUUCUCAACUGAACGCAACAUGUUAGUAGGAACACCAUUUGACAUGCUGUACCUUUGGCUUGCUACCAUUUACAUAUCUAUAUCACGCCUCUGCAAGCACCUU
This is a messenger RNA of Coccomyxa subellipsoidea C-169, 1463 nucleotides long. RefSeq lists its product as hypothetical. Gene Ontology annotation, biological process: photosynthesis, light harvesting in photosystem I; response to light stimulus. Gene Ontology annotation, cellular component: chloroplast thylakoid membrane; plastoglobule; chloroplast envelope. The record is from RefSeq and is a predicted model, not a curated record. The transcript has 7 exons. The coding region runs from base 77 to 1027 and encodes 316 amino acids. Lineage: Eukaryota; Viridiplantae; Chlorophyta; Trebouxiophyceae; Coccomyxaceae.